This is a messenger RNA of Brienomyrus brachyistius, 5659 nucleotides long. Its product is annotated as transferrin receptor protein 1-like. Gene Ontology annotation, biological process: intracellular iron ion homeostasis; iron ion transport. Gene Ontology annotation, cellular component: external side of plasma membrane. NCBI's taxonomy places the organism in Eukaryota, Metazoa, Chordata, Actinopteri, Osteoglossiformes, Mormyridae. The coding region runs from base 971 to 3337 and encodes 788 amino acids. The transcript is spliced from 19 exons. The record is from RefSeq and is a predicted model, not a curated record.
UUGAUUCUCCCUUCCCACUUGGUUGGACUGAUAAAUAUUUAGUUUCUUAUUAAACCCCUGGCAAUGACGGCUGAUUACUUUGGCAACAUUGCAUUGCGUGAAAGGUAAAACGCAUGGGCGUUUUCAGGUCCUAGAGUAUUUUAGCCAAUUAUACUCCUACAAAAACAAAAGUCCUUGUUUUUGAGGGAAACUUACCUCAGCCCCUGAUCUUUUCAAAAGCUAGAAAAAGCUGGUAAAAUGUGUAAAUGGACUUUCUUUUGCUGUGCGCAAAUGGACUAUUAUUUUUUUGUGUCAUUUUGGCGGAAUCGGGCGCACAAGCAGACGCAGCAGUCUGUCAGUUUAUAUCGCACAGGAAGGUAAAAACUGCCGCGUGUGGCUGAUAAAGCGAGAUCGAUACCACGCUGCAUAGCUGAAGAGACGCUUGUUUGGUAGGAAAUGUAAUGUAUGUAUCAGUCAACUUGAAGGCCAAUCCAUGGCUGCCUAAAAGACGUAUUGCAUAAAUGAGGAUAAAGGCGUUGGCCCUUAAACGUGGGAUGGCAUGGCGGAAGAGGUUGAUAUAUUGCACGACAGCCCAGUCUUCCCUCCAACCAGGGCUGGGACAGUUACUGUUUUUUACUGCUUAACCCUGGCAUUAUCCCACGGUGCACAAUGCAUCGCAGCUCAUUGGUCUUUUGCAAUAGCAAGAACGCAAAGAUCGUACUUGUUGUCUUUGAAAGACUGGUCUUGCUAACUUGUCUCCCAAGAACGAGCUGGGGGCACAAUGAGUCUCGUUUGGUGAGGAUGCAACCAGUGUAUCCUUGAUAUUUGGGGCUGAGGAGAAACAACAUCCUGGGAUUUUUACCGUCCUCAGAACUUCUGUUCUUGAGCAUUGGAACUGGUCUUCGGCAACGAUAAAGGAUACACGAGACCAAAAGUACAGUCAAGUACGCCCCCCGAAUCUGAAGCUGGCGUACUUCCUUUGAGAACCCGCAUGAUCUCGAAGAUACCAAUGGAUCAGACAACGUUGACGAUAUCCAAAAUAUUCAACGGGGAAGGUCGAUCUUACAGCCGCUUCAGCUUGACCCAGGAUGCCGACGGAGAAACCAACCAAGUGGAGCUGAAAACGUCCAGAGACGGCGAUGAAGAGGCUGGGGAGACGCUCGGGGGGAGCUUCAGCCAGCAGACGUACGCCCCCCAGAGGUGGCGCUCACCGAAACAUGUGGCCAUGCUGGUCGGUGGAUUUCUUUUCUUCUUUGUUGUUGGUCUCCUGCUUGGGUCCACCAUCUUCCGCAGGCAGCCCAAGCUACAGACCCCAGCGGAUGUUGAUGAGUGCCCACUCGUCGUAGAGACCAGUGCCAAGGUUGAUGUCAUCCUCGACUGGGACGAUGUCCGCAACAUGCUGCAGAGCAAGCUGUCCCCUGAAAUUUUCAAGCAGUGUUUUGAGAACUUUAAAAGCACUGAUCACGAGGCUGGCUCUGAUGGGGAGAUGCAGCUUGGCGAAAAGAUUAUCGAGCUUUUCAAAAACCUGGACAUGAACCCGUGGAAGGACCACCACUUCGUGAAACUCCAGCGCCCCGUGGGAACCUCAGUAAACCGGGUCAGCUUCGGCACGGAGUUGGUGGGCGAGCCCCUGGGUUACCUGGCCUAUAGUGCCAGUGGCACCAAGCAGGGCAGGAUCAUCUACAGCCACUACGGACAAGAAGAGGACUUCAAGGUCUUGCUUGACAAAAACAUCAACGUCACCAAAGCCGUCGUCCUCAUGAGGGCCGGAAAGAUCAGUUUCGCUGAGAAGGUGGCCAACGCGGCGAAGCUUGGCGCAGUCGCUGUCCUCAUAUACCCUGAUCCGGUGGACAUUAACUGCGGCAGCAGCUGUGAGAUGUUUGGCCAUAUCCACAUGGGCACUGGUGACCCCUACACCCCCGGCUUCCCCUCCUUCAACCACACUCAGUUCCUGCUGUCGCGCUCCUCGGGGCUGCCGGGAAUCCUGGCCCAGACCAUCACCCCCAUCAUGGCGUCUACGCUACUGCGGAAAAUGCGGGGUGACCAGCCUGCCCCUGAGGCGUGGCGUGACUCCAAGCUGAGCUCGGGGAUCUCCGUGCUGCUCGGCCGUGACAGUGACCUCGUGACUGUGGAGGUCAACACCACCCUCAUCGACAAGGAGCUCGUUAACAUCUUUGGGGUCAUCAGGGGAUUCAUGGAGCCCGAUCACUACGUGGUGCUCGGGGCCCAGAGAGACGCCUGGGGUCCGGGCUUCGCAAAGUCUACUGUGGGGACAUGCCUGCUUGUGGAACUGGCCAAAGCAACCAGGGCCAUGGUGAAGAACGGUGAUUUCAGACCCAGAAGAAGCAUCAUGUUUGCCAGUUGGAGUGGUGGGGACUAUGGGAGCGUGGGCGCCACCGAGUGGCUGGAGGGAUAUCUAAUGUCACUGAACAUGAAGGCGUACACCUACAUCAGCCUGGAUGCAGUCGUCACCGGUUACAAAACGUUUAAAGCCUCUGCGAGCCCAAUGCUGUACAAACUGAUGGGGGAGACGCUGAAAGAGGUGAAGAGUCCAGUCGCAGGGACCAGCAGCUCACUCACCCUGUAUUCCGAUUUUGCUGGAACCAACUGGUAUACGAAAGUGAUGACGCCCAUGAAGAUGUCCGACCCAGCUUAUCCGUUCCUGGCCUUCUCCGGCAUUCCAUCCGUCUCCUUCCGCUUCGAAUCUGACGUGGACAUCGGUUACCACUACUACGGGACCCUCUCGGACACCCAGGAUAACCUGGACUACGCCACGGGGAGGCAGUUGACGGCGCUGACCAUGAGUGCAGCCCAGGUGGCCGGGACCAUGAUGCUGCGCUUGGUGCAUGACCAUUUGCUGCGGCUGGACGUCGAGCACUACAAGACGAUCCUGCGGAUGAAGGUCGUUCCCAUCAUACAGCAACUGGAUCGGAAGGCAAAGACUCUUCAGCAGAAUCCGGCAGUGUCAAACCACGCAGAGGCGAUAACCUCCAAUUGGCUGAGAUCAGCCAUGGGUUCCUUCACCCGGGCCACCAACCUCCUGAUUGACGGCAUCCGCAUGAGUGACCUGAGUGACAUUGAGAUAUGCCAGCGCUUCAACGACCGCAUCAUGCGGGUGGAGGGGAACUUGCUGUCACCCUACAAGUCCCCGCAGGAGACCCCAUUCCGCCACAUCCUCUUUGGCUCCGGGUCGCACACGCUGCAGUCACUGCUGGACAACGUGAUCGCGGUCGGGGCCAACGCCACGGAGGAGAACCUCAACUUGCUCCGGGAGCAGCUGGCCCUCGCCACCUGGACCAUCCAGGGGAGCGCCAACGCACUGGCUGGCAACAUGUGGGAGCUGGACAACCAGAUUUAAACCCCCCCACACACACACCACCACUACAGGAAAAAAUAUAACCGGACCCCUCUGAACCCAGUCCCACUUAAAUGUUCUCUGACCCCAGAUAUCCCUACCUCCUAACCUUCCUCUGAAAACGUCUUAGGUUUGUGCCAGUGUUUGACACACCUCUUGCAAGAGGCGAACUCCCCCUCAUACUGACAAACUUGCAGCUUUAACUUGAUCGGCACAUUUACAAAACUCGCAUUUAAAAAGACAUUGCAUUAUCCAGCUGUGUAAAAUGUAUAUUGCAUAGGGCAGCGUGGGAAUAAUUAUUGGGAUUCCAAAUUAGAGCUCACCUUCUGGCUGGCUGGAUUCCUCCCAAAUUCUCUCAAAUAGCUAGACUUUAUUUGCCCUAAAAUGGAAUGUUCCAGUUAUUUCAGCUGUAGGGAGUAGAGGCAAAGCCAGAGCUGCUGCUCAGACUUGAGGCCGCAGUGCUGGUUAGUCGUAUUUUGUGUUCUUUAUCGGCAUUCUGUCUAAUUCGAGCAGCACCGCAUUCCGUCCAAUCGGCUUUGAAUUGCGGAUGCGGUUUCUCCGACAACCAGCGUACCUCGGUGAGUCGGUCAAACCGUGAUAUAGGGAAAAAAUGUGGUCCUUUCCGUGUGUCUUGUUACAUUGUGUGUUAUUUAUUUAUCAGUGACAGCGUUCACUAUAAAUAGUUUUUUAAGAGUCUAAUUUAUUUUUCGUACGAAAUUAUCGGAAGCAGUGCCUUCCAUAAUUGACGGUUAUACUGUCGGUCUACAAAGCAGCAUCUGCUGAUAGAGGCUUGUUUAAGGCGGCUGCAGGGUUGGGGGGAUUUUUGGGCUCCCACCUAGCCACCCCCAGUCCUGUGGCUGUCAGCUGCCGUUUUCUGUGGCGAGAGAGAGAUCGCGGAGUGACAGAUUAGCGGCAGGGCGGUUCAAUGGCAUCGACCUUUUUAGAACAAGCUGGUUGCUACGUUUUUGUUAUAUGAUCCUAAAACAUUAUCGGGGGCAGAGACCUCCAUAAUGUCCGGCUGUGACGGUAGUUUUUGCCUACCGGUGAGAGCAUAUCGGGGGCAGUGAUCCCCAUAUUUCACUGUGGCUAGCACUUAUCGGGGGCAGUGACCCCCAUAUUUCACUGCGGCUAGCACUUAUCGGGGGCAGUGUUUCCCAUAAUUUAUAAUCCACUUAUUUGUUUGCAUGCACAAAUUCUGCGGCCGGCGUUUGAUAGCUGGGCCGUGGCAACACCCCAACCUGCACUGGGGCUUUACUGGUGUGCUAAAACAAGGGGGCAAGUGUGAUUACCCACUUCUACCACCUAGUACUACCCCCACCCCCCACAUUUUAUCUAUGGGGAGGCUAGAUCACUGGAAGCUGUUAUGAUAGAACGGUUUGAUUUGUAUUUGCAUGUGUCUCCCUUCUGCUGACUCCAGUCUGAACCUUUUGGCCUUACAUUAGGGUUACAUGGGGUUGCAUUUUUCAAUCACUAAUAAUAAAAGCAUUGGGUCACGAUCCUACAUCCUACUGGUGCGCGAGAGCUGCUAGCUGCUGGCAGCUCCAGAUGUUUGCCCAAGACAUCAAACCUGACCCCAUGUGCCCUCAAAGGUUCAAACUCUCACAUCGGUUUGAACUUUCUAUCUUCUUGGGGGGUUGGUCAUGUGACCUGCCCUGACACUGACCCCCAGUCACAUGACCACCCAAGGUUUCAUUGAUGGGAUUAGAGAGCACUGUAUGAAACUGUAACACUGGUGAAGUCAAAAGGAGGAGAUGGAAGAUUUUCAUAGAAAGCAUUUAGAGAAUUACAGGGGCACUUUUCUCAACCUUUUUCUCUUUUUAAAUGCAAGACACAGCUUCUGGCUUUAGGCAAGUUUCACUUUCUUUACUGAAUCAUGAGUAAAGGCUUGAUGUAGAGUGAGCUUUUUUCCAGCAGAGGAGGAGGCUCUUUUGUACUCAUGGGUAAGCAGACACUGCAUGAUUUCAUAUUCUGUUGUGGUUUGGGAACUCUUGCUUUAAGGCAUCACUUUGACCUCCUGUCUGAGUAGGUGAAGCAGAAUAGAGUCAGUCAGCUUAGCCUAUCAGUAACUAGGUCCUCCCUCUGUUCUCGCUUGGUGUCUUCCUGUAUAAUACAUGUCGACUCUGGGUGUUCUUUUGGGAUUCUUCAUUCAAGGUCUGAUUUUGUUCUUUUUCACUGCCGCUAAGGGGCUCUCUCGAGCGAAGCUUUGUCUGGUGUUUAGGAACUCAUGAACAUCUGUAUCUUGAAUCAGGUGCUUGUGAAAAAGUUUGUGCAUGGAUACCAGAUUUUGACCCUGUUUCUGAAAUAAACGUUUCUGCAAAAAUACAA